CUCUGGCGCCGAGCUCAUCAUAGAAGCUAGAGGGGACUUCCGCUUUCGGUCCCCUCAGGUGCUUUGACGGCGCGGUCCAGUUCGGUUGGCUGUCAGCCAGCCCCCAUCCGCCUCCCCGGAGGCCGCGCGGGCUCGGCCCUUACACACCAAACGUCUCGCUCUUUCAGCCCGCCCCCGCGCAGACGCAGUGCUGAGCCCACGGCUGCUAGACAAAGAGUGACGUCCGGAGCUUGGAGUCAUGGCGGAGACUGAGCCGAGCUUGGUGGCUGCUGGGGGCCUCGCGCUGCCGCCAGAGAAGGAGGAAGGAGCCGGCCUGAGCUCAGGCCCGGAGCGUAACUCUGCGGGCUCCUCGUCGACCCCUGAGGCCCCACCGCCUGCCCCCGAGCCCUCCAGCCCCAACGCCGCGGUCCCCGAAGCGAUCCCUACGCCUCCUGAGGCGGCCUCCGCGGCCUUGGAGUUGCCUCCCCCAGCCCAGGGCGCCCCGCCGUUUGCCGAAGCUGCUCCGCGCUCCCCUCCACACCCUGGCGGCUCCCGACCCGGCCCAGAGACGUUCCGCCAGCGUUUCCGACAGUUCCGCUACCAGGACGCCGCAGGCCCGCGGGAGGCGUUCCGUCAGCUGCGGGAGCUCUCCCGCCAGUGGCUGCGACCCGACAUCCGCACGAAGGAGCAGAUCGUGGAGAUGCUGGUGCAGGAGCAGCUGCUCGCCAUCCUGCCGGAGGCGGCACGAGCCCGGCGGCUUCGCCGCCGCACGGAUGUGCGCAUCACGGGCUGAGCUGUGGAGCUGCGGGCGACCGGGCUCGGGCGUUUUAUGGACUGCGGCCACGAUCGGGUCUGGGGGCCUGAGCCUGGCUCUCCAUUCCGCGUUGAUGAAAACCGAGUUUUUGGCAGCUCCAGUCGUCUGAUGUGUCCCUUUCGUUCGUUCUUUACUGGGUUUAUUUUCCCGAGCCUGUCUCCUUCCAACCUCCUUUUUGGCUGGUGGCGAAACCAAGUUGGGAGCCCAUGAGAAUAAAGCCUUUGUUCCCUA
Messenger RNA from Neomonachus schauinslandi (Hawaiian monk seal), 1024 nucleotides. It is a transcript of the gene SCAND1, whose product is annotated as SCAN domain containing 1. The record is from RefSeq and is a predicted model, not a curated record. The transcript has a single exon. Bases 239 to 772 code for a protein of 177 amino acids. Lineage: Eukaryota; Metazoa; Chordata; Mammalia; Carnivora; Phocidae.